AUGGCUAAAAUAAAGGACUGUGCAGCUUCGUUUACGCAGCAAGGUCACCACUUAGCUGAACCGAAGACACCAUGGAAGUCUGUUUAUCUUGCUGGUGCUUGCUCAUUCGUCCAAGCCGCCCAAUUUAGCAUCUAUAUCAGUUCGAUGUGGCCUUAUUUGAGAACAUUGGAUCCAGAUGCCGUUGAGACACAGUUCGGCUACAUUGUAGCCUUGUAUAGCUUUGCCCAGUGUAUAUCAGCACCGUGUUUCGGAUACUGGAGCAACCGAAUAGAGCAGGUGCGUCUCCCACUUUUGGCUGGUUUUUGUUGCAUGAUGUUAGGAAAUAUUAUAUACCUGUCGUUGUCGUUUGCCAGUCGCUCUCGCGCAGCUAUAAUGAUGAUCGUCGCAAGAUUUAUUCAGGGAUGUGGAGCAGGCAACAUGUCACUUCUGAGGGCUUAUGUUUCCACUUCUUCGUCAAAGACGGAUCGUUCACGAGCUAUUGCUUGUGUCAGCGGUGGGAUUGCAAGUGGUACCUUGAUAGGACCAGCUUUUCAAUUACUAUUUACUCCUCUCGGGCCUGAGGGAGUGUAUGUGCUGCCUUUUUACCGCCUUCACAUCUAUAACUCUCCCGCUCUGUUUUCUCUUAUGAUGAACAUUGUUGGCUUCUUGGUUUUAUGGUUCCUCUUUGAGGAAAACUAUGAUGUUCUGAAGGCUGAUGCUGCAAAGAUGACAAAGCAGCUACCCUCUCCGUGCGUCAUUGCAGUACUUAUUUGUAUUGGCACCAGAUUCGCUCAGGUCUUCUCAACGUCAACGAUUGCAACACUUGGGUCUGCCUUUUCAAUGUUGAUGUUCGACUUCAACAAGGAACAAUCAGUAGCGACCAAUGCCACAGCUCAACUGGUAGCUGGAAUUAUUGGUGCAACGCUAUACAUCUUCUUCAUAUUUUUCAACCUCUCAAGCUGGAUACGUCCAAGAGUUUCUGCAAUCGCAUGCUUAUGUGCUUAUGUUGGUCUUUUCGCUACCACAUAUCCGUGGCCUUUCAUACGACAAAAGGUCAGGAUUUCCGUAAACGGAUCAGACUGGGGCUGCUUUUCGGAUAGAUUUGACUGGUGCGAGGAUCUUGCAAAGGUGUCGCCAUGGCUUUACUACACAUUCUACGUGAUAGUCGUUGGCGUUGCAAUCUCUGUUAUGAACAUUGCACUAACGACUCUGUACUCCGAAGUAAUAGGACCACGACGACAGGGAACUUUUCAAGGAUACUUUCAAAUGGCCGCUGCCAUGGGUAGCAUGUUGGCUCCAUUGAUUACCAGUAAUCUCUAUGCGGGUUACGGACCAAAAGCCCCUUGGAUUUUGGUUAUAAUGCUGAUAUGCACGAUCAUUGUUCUCUGGGUAGCAUUUCAUAGGAAGAUGGUACCACUCAAUAUCGAAGAUGAUGAUAACACAUCUCACAAGAAAGACGAAUCAUAUCCACCCUGCAAUGCGUGCCAAUUUGCAUCCAGCAAUGCCAGUCCGCCUGCCAAACUCCUCAAUGUGCUCAAUCUUGUGCUCCAAGCUGCAAUCAACAAUGCGGUGCUAGCCAGCAAAUCGUCCUCGUCCCACAACAACAGUCUUGCCAAUCAUGCCAGCAAUCCUGCAGUAGCUCCUGCGCCACCCCUGUGUGCCAAAGCACUUGCCAGGCCAGCUGUGCUCCAUCUUGCGGGGGCCAAGCACCACCUCAGACUUGCCAAGCCACCUGCAGUUCAUCCAGCUGCAAUUGCCAGCAGUCUUGCGCACCAGCCUGUGGACAACAAAACAACCAACAGGUCAUCGUCAUCCAAGCCAGUUCGGACAGCUGUAACAACCAAUGCAAUCAACAAUGUGCUUCAUCGUGCUCAACUCCCGUCUGCGCCUCUUCCUGCCAAUCUUCCUGCGCCUCGGCCUGCGCUCCACAGCAAUGUGCCCCAGCCUGCAUGCCCAGCUGCUCCUCAUCCUGCACUCAGCAGCAGUCGCAACCUAUCGUCGUGGUCGUGCCACAGGGAGACAGCUGUUCGAGCUCGUGCCAAUCUCAGUGCAGUUCGGCUUGCUCCACCCCUGUGUGCCAGCAAUCGUGCAACAACCAAUGCCAGUCAUCCUGUAACAACAACCAGCAGCAGCAGGUACGAUUAUUGUCGUCUCACAACAGCAGCAGAACUGCCAGAAUCAGUGCCAGAACAGCUGUAUGAACACUUGCCAGAGUUCAGCUCCAGUGGUGACCUGUCAGCCGAUGUGUCAGCAGACUUGCCAGCAAACAUGCCAGCAAGCCUCUCAGAUUGUGGUCCCCUGUCAACAAAGUUCAUCCGGCUGCGGUUGUUCGACUGGUUACUCACAAUGCGGUGGAUCAUGCUGUCGCAGACGCUAAAAUCUUACAAUAUGGAGUGA
Molecule: messenger RNA, 2376 nt
Organism: Cylicocyclus nassatus
Lineage: Eukaryota; Metazoa; Nematoda; Chromadorea; Rhabditida; Strongylidae
Source: the annotation of a GenBank genome assembly